AUGGAUGCCCACGAGGAAAUGUCUGCGCCAACCCGAAUGCAGACACGCUCUUCUCUAGCGUGUCUCGAAUGUCGAUCCAAGCACGUCAAAUGCGAUGCUAAGCAGCCAUGCUGUACAAGAUGUACGGCGUUGCAGAAGCAAUGUCAAUAUCCGACAUCGCGUAGAGGAGGAGCCCAUCGCGCCAUUAUCUCUGAAAGAAGAAGACGUCUCUCUAAGAAGAACAAUUCUCGGCCGGGUAGUGGAACGACGCAGACCUUGACGGAUGCGACUAUCCCAGAACUCGAUGUUGAGCUUAUGCAUUGCACAGAUAUCGCGUUGCCAGAUGAAGACACAAUCCCAGGAGCAAGACUGUUGAAUGAAUCAUAUAAUACCACAGAAGAAGGAGGACUGGCAAAUGAUCCGUUGAUACUUUCUUAUUACAAGAACUUCCACGUCUUCCAUCCCUUCGCUCUACCCCUACCUCAAUUAAUUAAGCUCUGCGAAGGCCCUUCGGCAUCGUCGUUCGACUUUACUGCUCUGACAACUGUCAUGCGUCUAAUUGGAAAUCUUUACGAUGCUCAGGAAUGGUCCAUCUCUCUCCAGAACGAGGCCGAGUCUCGCAUCUCCCAACUCCCUUCCUCAGACCCAGUCCAAGUCCAAUGCCGACUUUUAUACUCGAUCGCUCUAUUCUGGAGUAGCUACACUACUAAAGCCAGCGAAGAAAAGGACAUUGCAACUAAUGUUGCCCUGGAGCUGGGUAUGCACAAGGGGGAGUUUGCCUCUGCUUGUGGAACUGAGAAUGCCGUCCUCAUGGAGUCUUGGAGACGUACCUGGUGGAUGCUAUACAUCGUGGAUGCAUAUUAUGCUGGGACACUAGGGACGAUGAAUUUCAAGACAUUCCAUGUCGAAGCAACAGUGUCUUUGCCGUGCGAGGAAGAAGAAUAUGAGUCAGGUUACAUCCCAGAGCCUCGAACGGUCGAAGAUUUCGACUCUCGUGAGUUUACAGAGCAUGACAUACCCUUCUCAUCGUUCGCAUAUCUCAUCGGUGCUGUGCGUGCCGCCGCAUUGGCAAUUUCUGUCACUCCGAAAAAGGUAAAGAGACAAGACUCGGAGCGAAUGAUACAAGCUGCAGACGCCGUCAUCGAUGCCUGGCUCCUACUUUUACCUAAGGAACGAAAGGUUAUGAGGAACGAUGGCAGUAUUGACGAGUUGAUGUUUCAAGCCAAUCUGCUUGUUCACGUGUAA
This is a messenger RNA of Fusarium graminearum PH-1, 1224 nucleotides long. RefSeq lists its product as uncharacterized. The record is from RefSeq and is a predicted model, not a curated record. Gene Ontology annotation, molecular function: zinc ion binding; DNA-binding transcription factor activity, RNA polymerase II-specific; DNA binding. Gene Ontology annotation, biological process: DNA-templated transcription; regulation of DNA-templated transcription. NCBI's taxonomy places the organism in Eukaryota, Fungi, Ascomycota, Sordariomycetes, Hypocreales, Nectriaceae. The coding region runs from base 1 to 1224 and encodes 407 amino acids. The transcript has 2 exons.